Molecule: messenger RNA, 2903 nt
Organism: Blepharisma stoltei
Lineage: Eukaryota; Ciliophora; Heterotrichea; Heterotrichida; Blepharismidae
Source: the annotation of a GenBank genome assembly
AUGGCUGAUUCACAUCGUUCUCAAAGUUCAAAAAGAGCAGUUUCUAAAGGUGCAUUUUCAAAUUUACAUUACUCUCAAAAAGACUUAAAAGACUCUUCAAAUACACAUAGGCGAGCAUCUCCAAUCUACUCAUCAGAUCCUAAUACAUCUCUUUUAGAGCACCUAAAAACUGCUGAGAUCUCCAAAAGUCUGUUUGAAAAGCCAAUAAACGAUUUUUUAAAAGAAUCAAAUGAAAUUCAAGAAGAAAUAAAAAUUUUAACCGAGAUGUGCAGAUCUCAAAUUCAAACUACUGAAGACUGAGACUAUAUCAAUGAAUUAUUGCUGAAAAAUGAUUUUGAUGCAAUUUUCAUAAAUUCCUAUGGCACUCCUGAUAUAAAAUCCAUAAUUGAUGCAAUUUUAGCUUUAAUUUCAGAAUAUGAAAAAUUGAAAUCUCAAAAUUAUAAUGAAAAAACUCCAAGAAGCAGCAUGAGAGCAAGCUCACCAAUUCCAGAGUCAAGCUCAACUCCUCGAAAUCGAUCAAAAAAAGACGACUACUUCAGAGUUUUUUGAAAUGUUUUACAGUCAUUUCAUAACUCCCCCCCCCCCCCCUCCGUGAGCGAACAAAAAAAUUUUGUUCGCUCACGGAGGGGGGUUAAUUUUUUUUUUUUAAAAAAAUUUAUAUAUAAAUUUUUAGAAAAAAUAUUUUUUUCGAAAUUUAAAAAAAUCCUAAUUUGCAAAAAUUGGGAAGCAAAUAUUAAUUUAAUUUGCAAAAUUUAUGUUUUAAAACGCAAUUUGUUUAAAAUUAAACAGAAUUAGCUCUAGAUUUCAUUAUACUAAUUAUCACUUAUAUAUCAAAAUUUUUUUCCAUUAAAAUUUUUUUCUAUUAAAAAAAUUUUUGUUCACUCACGGAGGGUGGGUUUUUGGUCAAAAAAAUGGCGAUUUUUCUAAUGGUUUUGUUCGCUCACGGAGGGGGGGGGGGGGAGUAAGAAUUUUUUCCUUAUGGACAUCCAAUCGGAUUUUUGUAAUUUCUGGAAAAAAAGUUAAUAAGGAAAAAAAAUUGACCAAAAUAUCUAGGAAAUGCUGCACGAGGAAAAUUUUACGAUCAAAUGACACAGAGCCGUUUUACACACAAAGAUUACGAUAACUCGUCACCCUACGACCAGUCAGUUCUUUCAUAUAUUUCACAAUCUGAAGAGCAUAAAUUGAUAUAUGAAGGAAAAUUAACCUCUUAUCAAGACCAAAUUUCUUUUCUAAAAAGCCGUCUAAAAGAAGUCGACCAACGGAACUAUUUUUCUUCUCCUGAAUCAUAUGAAUCCCCUUAUAAAGAAUCUACAAUUGGGCUCAAAGAAAUAGCUUCAGCUUUAGGCGUCGACUCAAUUGAUGAAAUUUUAAGUGCAAUUGAGCAAAUGAAUAAAGUCUUAAAAGUUGUGCCUAAUCUAGAAAGGUUCAUAGAAGAUGUAUGUCAAGAAUUAUUACCCUCCACAGUAAAAGAACAGACCUAUGAGUCUUAUUCUAAAGCUUUUGAAGAAGUCAUUCCUACCAUUAAAGAAUUAAAAUCUUUGAUAGAUCAUCUGCAUAAUUUUAAAUCCUCCUUUUGUAAGCGAACUGGAAAAAAACCUCUAUUUUUUGUAAAAAAUCCAACCAUUCACAUUGAGCGAAUAAAAAAAUUUUUAUGAAAAAAUAUUUUGAAAUAUAAGUGAUGAUUAUUAUUACUAACUCCCCCCCCCCCCUCCGUGAGCGAACAAAAAAAAUUUUGUUCGCUCACGGAGGGGGGUUUAAUUUUUUUUUUUUUAAAAAAAUUUAUAUAUAAAUUUAUAAAAAAUAUUUUUUUCGAAAUUUAAAAAAAUCCUAAUUUGCAAAAAUUGGGAAGCAAAUAUUAAUUUAAUUUGCAAAAUUUAUGUUUUAAAACGCAAUUUGUUUAAAAUUUAAACAGAAUUAGCUCUAGAUUUCAUUAUACUAAUUAUCACUUAUAUAUCAAAAUUUUUUUUCCAUUAAAAUUUUUUCUAUUAAAAAAAUUUUUGUUCACUCACGGAGGGUGGGUUUUUGGUCAAAAAAUGGCGAUUUUUCUAAUGGUUUUGUUCGCUCACGGAGGGGGGGGGGGAGUAAAUAUUCAGCUAAUUCUGUUGAAUUUUAAACAACCUACAUUUUAAAGUAUAAAGUUUAUAAAUUAAAUUAAUUUUCGUGGGAUUUUUUAAAUUUGGAAAAAAAAUUAUAUAAAUUCAUUUAUAAUUAUUUUUAAAAAAUUGGUAACAAAAAAUUAUGUUAGCUCACUCGAUGAGGAAAGAGGAGUAAGCAAAAAGUUUAUUCAAGCUUAAAAUUGCAAUUAAAUACUCCAGAAAGUGUGGUAUUAGACAGCAUUAAAGCGAUAAGAUAUUUUGAAAAACUUUUUGAAGUAAAAAUGGGCGAUGACUUAUUAGGAGUUAUGGAGCAGCUAUUUUUAUUUGUCCAUGAAAUGAGGCUGUUUGUACAAAAUAUGAAAAAUGCUUUGGGUUUGGGUAUAUAAAUUAAAAUCGCGUGGAGAGCCAAUCCACCCUCUUAACUCCUGUAGUUGACAUCUCACAGGGUAUGUAGGAAUCUUGAGGAAUGGACGAGGAUGGCGUUCGGAAAUGUGUAACCUGCCAGAUUUUUCUUGGCACUUCUAGCAGAGCCAGUGUAUUUUGACCACAGGAAAUAACCAUAGCCUACUCGGAUGCACAUUUGCUGAGGCUAAACUUGAUCUCAGUCAGUCCCAGCUCGCUUUAGCCAUAAGGCUGGACUAUUGCGCCAAGAGGGCAGGUUGGUACGUGUCGGCAUUUUAAUAUAUAUAUUCGGGGAUUACAGUAAACUUCUCUAUAAGUCUAAUAAACAUAAAAGCUUUGGGUUUGGAUAAGUCCGAGCCUGUAGGAAAAGUUCUCGAAGCAAUUAAAAAAAUUAUUGUGAAAUAA